Pseudogymnoascus destructans is the source of this 3514-nucleotide messenger RNA. RefSeq lists its product as uncharacterized. Gene Ontology annotation, biological process: regulation of actin filament polymerization. The coding region runs from base 203 to 2680 and encodes 825 amino acids. The record is from RefSeq and is a predicted model, not a curated record. Gene Ontology annotation, molecular function: actin filament binding. Gene Ontology annotation, cellular component: site of polarized growth; cortical actin cytoskeleton; plasma membrane. Lineage: Eukaryota; Fungi; Ascomycota; Leotiomycetes; Thelebolales; Thelebolaceae. The transcript has 5 exons.
GUCAGCUGCAAUCCAAACGGGCCCUCUCAGCAUCAUCGCAGUGACGGAGGUGCUGGUCAGGGCCCCAACAAGGCAGGACUUCCAAACUUCCAUAUACAAACCAUUCUUAUAUUGUUACAUCCUACAUUCCCUCCACGAAUCCUUUCACGCCUCUCAUCCCUGGUAGCCUCGGCGGCUGUUACAUCAAACCACCUAUUCAAUUAUGGCUUCGCUGAAUACCUCGACCAAUGGCCCAUCAAUCCGGUCCAGUUACCAAGGCGUCGUCCAGGCACCCCCUCCAACCGGAGCCGCUGCGAACUCCCCGACUUAUGCGCAGUGGGCAAUCUUCUCUGUAUCUGCGCCUCUCGUAAGUGCCUUUCAGCAGGACUCCGGCUCGAAGGAAAGUGUGUUGAAGGUCCAGGAUACUGGAGAGGGCGAACUUCAAGAUCUCAUCGAGGAUUUCUCAGAGGGCCGGAUACAGUUUGCUUUCGUGAAACUGAAGGACUCGAACUCCGCGUUACCAAAAUCUGUCCUCAUAGGAUGGUGCGGCGAAGGAGUCCCCGAGAGGACAAAGGGCUACUUUACCAGCCAUCUAGCAGCAGUUUCAAAGAUAUUACACGGAUACCAUGUCCAGGUUACGGCACGAUCAGACCGAGACCUUACCCCAGAAGGCAUUAUCCAGAAGGUCGCUGAUGCUUCAGGCUCGAAAUACUCAGCAGGAAGUGCCUCAGCUGCCCCCGAUGCUGCACCAGCUCCAGCGGUUGCGUCGAAGCCCGUAUUCACUCCUACACAGAGCGGCGCCGGUUCGUCCUACAACCCAUUGGGAGGCGCGGCCUCAAGAAAGACUGGCCGAGACAGCAAUGUGGAUGAAGACGGAUGGGGCGCAGAUGCCCCUCAAGUUAGCAGGUCACAGAUCGAAAAAGUGCCAUCGGCUUAUCAACCAACCAAGGUGAACAUGGCCGAACUUACCAAAGAGAAGCAAGACCCUUCGAGAUUCAACAAUGCCCCACAACAGGCCGAUGCCGACUCCGGCGAUGUGGUGAAGGGCGGAUACCAGCCAAUUGGAAAGGUUGACAUUGCCGCAAUCCGCGCCAAGGCUAAGAAGGUCGAGGAUGACCGCCCCACAACCGUUAAAGGCGCCUACGAGCCAGUUGGCAAGGUUGACAUAGCUGCCAUAAGGGCAAAGGCCCAGAAGCCUACCGAUGAGCCUUCGCGCCAUACUCCACCCGCACCUGUGAAGCCAUCUGCUACUACUGAAGAAAGCGAUGAAGCCAAGUCCUUGGCAGACCGCUCCUCCGCCUUCCAGCAGUCGGAGCGUUUGACGUCGCUCCCAAAGCCCAAAGUAGCUAACAAGCUACCUUCAAAUUUUGCAGGCACGAAAGCGCCAACACCAGGAACUUUUGGUUUGCACUCGGCGGUGACUAAUGCUGCUGCUGCCCCCGCCCCAGUCGGCGUCGCAAGUCGAACAUUUGCGGAUGAGGGCGGCAAGACCCCAGCUCAAAUAUGGGCAGAAAAGAAGGCCAAGGAGCGCGGCACUAGCGGCGCAACAGAAACCCAUACCCCUGCUGAGCCUGUUACCAGUCAAUCCAGCGGUGGUGGGGAAUGGAAGAGCGGAUAUAAGGGGAAGUCAUGGGCACCGGUUGCUAUCGCCACCACAACCACUGGCAAAUCGGCAACUAACGACUUGGAUCAGCAACGAACUGGCGAGCAAGAACAUGACCACGCCCGAGACGAAGAGGAGGCGCCAUGGGCUCCGGCUGGAGGCAUUGGCGCACUUAAGGAUAGGUUCAAGGGCGCGGCACCAAUGGGUGUUCCGGCAAAUGAAGAGAGAGAUGCUUCUCCACCACCUGUUCCAUCUGCGGCUAGGCCCACCGGAGGUGUAUCCAUGCCUGGCUUGCCAUGUAGGCCAGCCGCCGCCGAGGAAGACGAAGAUGAUAGGGGCCGCCUCCCCUCGCCGCCACGCGUGGCACGCAGCCCAACACCACCAACCCCUGAACGGGACGAGUCACCUGUGAGAAUUGCCAUGCCCGUCUCGCGAGGCAGCGAACCACAUAUCGAGGCCCCAGAGGAGCGUCAUCACGCACCCUCUAUGCCAGUACGCUCGCUCGAGAAAGAAGUUCCUCGUGAAUCGGAACUGCCAGACGAACCCAAGGGCCAAGAUCCAGCCCGUGCCGCUAGUGCUGCUCUCGCUGGAGCUGCAUUUGGCGGAGCUGCCGUCACCGCAGGCCAGAGCGCCCAACAAGGCGGGAAGCGCGCCAUUGCACAGUACGACUAUGAGAAGGCAGAGGACAACGAGAUUGAGCUGCUGGAAGGCGAAUAUGUCACCGAAAUCGACAUGGUGGAUGAUGAUUGGUGGAUGGGUACAAACUCCAAGGGCGAGAGCGGAUUGUUCCCUAGCAACUACGUUGAGCUAGUCGAGGACGACGAGCCUGCUCCAGCUGCUCCUUCAAGGCCAUCCGCUCCUAAGGAGACAAAGGCACCAGCUGCGCCAGCUGCACCUGCGGCUCCAGAGCCAACUAGCUCAGGACCUACUGCCACUGCCAUUUACGAUUAUGAGGCUGCCGAGGACAACGAGUUGAGCUUCAAAGAGGAUGCUAAGAUUACGGACUUGGAAUUUCCCGAUGAAGAUUGGUGGUUUGGCCACCUUAACGGGAAGUCCGGACUUUUCCCUUCAAACUAUGUACAGCUUGACGAGAAGUGAAAGAUCCUGUUUGAGUCGGUGUAGCUGGCCAAAAAGAUUCUAUAGAUCCAUUUUGUCAUUAUCCACUGGAAAAGUGUUUACUGGAUUUGCACGUGAUAAUGCCUAUAUUUAUUGGACAAAGUUAUAUAACUGCUAUCCUAUGCGAGAUUGAUGGCUAUUGUAUGUAUAUUUUUUAUGGAUAUUCCGUAGUCGUCCCAGGUAUAUCCAGUGUAUUAGAUAGUAUUAUACGGCCCGUCUGUAAGGUGGUCGGUGCGAACACCGACGAUUAGGCCAUACCUUAUUCCGGCCUGCAUGUAGAAGCUUUAAGAUGCUCUUAUGCAAUAAUGCCAAACACUUCUGCUUUUUAAAUAACGUAUCGAGGGUUCCGGUUACUACUCCGUUUAUCGCUCUGUUGAUAUAGCUUAUUAUUUAUAGUCCAGACUGCGGACCUCACAGUGGUGACCUACGCAGGGAAGUCUCCCAUCAGCACUCACAGUUUGAACCCCGGCCAUUGCGUGUUUUUCUACUCGCUUAAAGAUUAUUAUGCCCACUGUUCGGCUAGAGAGAGCCGCUUCCUGUUCUGUUCUGUUGUGCGUGACCAGAAACCCUCAGUUGUUCCUCAUGAUCCUUGGGUCAUUUAUGUUCCGCGGGGGAUUCGGGGGUUGAGUGUUGAGUAAAAUAAAUGGCUAUACUCCGUACGCGCACACGGGUGUGGAUUCAUGAACGGUAGAGUAACUCGUCGGUCCGUCCGAGUUUUCACGUGACGCAGUUUUACUAAACCGGGAACACAAGGACUUGGCGGCUAGGAGGCAACCUGCCGGAUGUUCGAUCGCGAAACCUUGCAAACUGUCCAGC